Messenger RNA from Knipowitschia caucasica, 4611 nucleotides. NCBI's taxonomy places the organism in Eukaryota, Metazoa, Chordata, Actinopteri, Gobiiformes, Gobiidae. The record is from the annotation of a GenBank genome assembly.
AUGGACAGCGGUGAAGGAGGGGAUGGAGGGGGAGGAGAGGAGCGUGAGUCUGACCUCGGUCCCCAGGGGUUAUCUGCUCCUCUGCGGUCUCGGGCAGCCAUUCCUGAGCAAGGGUCACACGCUCAUACCUCAGUCAUGGCCCCUGCCAAAGAGUCCCUGACCCCCUCGCCACAAGGGGCAGAGGAGGUCCAGGGAGAUGAGCAGGCUGAAGCAGGACUGAAGGGUAACCAGAGGGAGGGAUGUUUGUCAGGGGAAAGAAGGAAAGAAGAGGAGGUGCACUUAGGUGUGGAAGAGGUGUCAGUUACAGGCAGCGGAGGCCAAGAGGAGGAGGAGGCCAUCUCAAACCAAAGCCAAAAUAAAUCCAAAUGUUCUUUAUUACCUCAACAGAGCCAGCACUGCUCUUCUUCCAGCACUGCACAGGCCAGUGGCACACUCAACAGCAAAAUAGUCCCUACCCCUUCCUCCUCUCCAAAGCCCGCUCCUACACUCUCCGCCUCUCCAAAGCACUUCACAUGUUCGUCCUCCUCGUCUGCUCUGCAUCCCGACGCAGAGGUAACAGAUAUUAAUGGAGAUCAGGGCUGGAUUUCUGGGUUUCCUCAGAGCUUUAAAUCCCAGCAGUCAAGUGCGGCAUUUCUAGAACUGGCAGGUAUGGGACCUGCCAGUAUACCCACUGCUGAGGACGGAGGGCCGCAAGGGGUUCCUCACUCUUCCGUUACCAAUGGAAAUGGUGCCAAAGCUCCAGAACCAAAUGACAGUCAACCAGAGACAGAGGUGGAUGAUGAAAGAGAAAAGGAGGAUCUAAAAGACGAAGCUGUACCUAAAAACCUCAACCAAGACCUCUCACCAAAUUCACUGACGAGUCACAUGACCAUAAUGCACUCACGCAAUUCAUGCAAGACACUAAAAUGCCCGAAGUGUAACUGGCACUAUAAAUCCCAGCACACACUCCAAGUCCACAUGAAAGAAAAACACCCAGAAACCGGAGGUCAGUGUGUGUGUGGAGCCUCCGGUGGCAAAUGUGUCUGUGGGGGGGCAACUCGAGGGGUGUGCACAUACUGCAGUUCAGGGAAGCCUCAUCCUCGCCUGGCCCGUGGCGAGACUUAUGCCUGCGGCUAUAAGCCCUAUCGCUGUGAGGUGUGCGACUAUGCCACUUCCUCCAAAGGGAAUUUGAGCAUACACAUGCAGUCAGACAAGCACCUGAACAACGUCCAAAAUGGGGGAAGCACAAACGGUCAUGUGCAAGCCAGCAUCAGCAGCACCCCUAGUGGACACACAGUGGACGAGCAGGCGUACAAACUUCCACUGGCUCUCCACACUCCUGCCAUCCAGCCAGCUAAGAUCACAUCGGCAGUGCACUCACACUCACAUGGUGGCAAACGUUGGCGUUGUGAUGUUUGUGAUUAUGAGACCAGCAUUGCUCGCAACCUGCGUAUUCACACCACCAGCGAGAAGCACACACACAACAUGCUGCGGCUCCAGAGAGGAUACUACCUGUCUCAGUGCAGAGGGCUGGCCCAACCACUCAAACAUCUGCAGAACACCGGUGGAGAGCUCUCAUUAAGCAUGCGCCUAAGUCAGCAGGUUCCAGAAGCGUCUGUAACUCUAGGGUCAGCUCUGACUCCAUCCCCAUCACCUUCGCCCUCGCCCCCUCCAGUCGCCCCUCUGUCCCCUUCAGGAGCCCUCACUCUCUGUGUUUUCCAGUGUUUGAUAUGCUCCAGCUUCUCCUCUGACAGCCUGGAGAAUGUGGAGCAGCACCUGAACAGCCCUCGCACUCUGCCACAGUCUGAAUGGUGCUCUCUAGUUGCUGGGGGAUGCCACUGCAGGCUGUGCGGUUACACCACCCCGCUGAGGGCCAACUUCUCCCUGCACUGCCAGACUGACCGACACCGCACCAGGUACCAGCUGGCAGCCCAUGUGCAGGAAGGUGGAGACAGGGGUCAGGAAGGUGCUGCCCUGAUUGCUAAGGGAAACCCCGUCCAACUGCGAUGCAAUCUGUGCGACUAUGUAAGCAGCAGCCUGGAGAAGCUCCGUGGGCACUCGCUCAGUGCACAACAUAAAGCUGGCAUCCGCGUCUACAGAUUUUUGCAGCAGUAUGACAGUGAGGUUGACGAAGGCUCGUGGCUCUUCUAUUGUCUCCUAUGCAACCACUCUUGCUCAUCUAAAAUUCAAGUACUCAAACACAGUCAAACCCCAACCCAUCAGCAGAGGGAAGGGCUGAUCCAGCUGCAGCCAAUGGGGGGUGAAGAGCUAGCAGCCAUUUUCACCAUCAGGAAAAACACUGAGGGAGUCACAGAAGAGCCCAGCGAUGACAUUAACAAUACCAGUGAGCUUCACAUGGGUCUUCUGGACCAAACCAAAGACACAAGCAACACGGGGUCAAAGAUGAUUUCAGUAGAGAGGGAAAAUGGGAGAAAAGAACUGGAAAAGGGAGAGUUGAAGCGCUUAUUCUCUGAAUGCAUAGAAAUCGACAAUACCAUCUCAAACAAACGGCCCAAAAUUCACCAGCAAAAAGAAAACCAGCAGACUGUCCAGUGCCCCUUGUGCCAGCUCCCAGUCCCUUACGUGACCAUUCGCCAUCACCUCACUCAUGUGCACAGUGUGGCACAGGACUGUGUUGACAAGCUCAUCAGUACUGUAACGCCACCAGUAGAACAACCUCCGCCUCACGCAAAGGUGGAUGCUUCACCCGCCUCUAGUGCAGAUGAAGACGAAAUGAAAAAUGGGAAGACUAGUAAUGCAAAGACUGCGGAUGCUAUGACUUCUGCUGAUGCACAGAAAAAUGGCAUGUCUAAAGAAACCACUGAAAGUGAAGUUGCCGCACCCAAAGAUGUCACAGCUCUGCUCACCCCACCUCUAGAGGACCACACGACUCACCCCUCCAACGGCAAAGUGGCUCCUCAGUCCCCCUCCUCUCCGCCUACGUCUCCAUCCAGCGACCCCACUCCUCUCACUGAUCGCCAUGGUUACCGUUUUCGCUGCAGCAGGUGCAGCCUAGCGUUUCCUACUCAAGAGAAGCUGCAGCUACACUGGCAAUACCAUGCCAUGAGGGCGGCGACAGAGUGUCCCUUGUGCUCCAGACAAUGUCGCAGCCAGGAGGCCCUACAGCGACAUAUGCAGAACACACACUCCGGGCAACAGCUGGACAACUUGCAGGGGCAGAACACACAUUUACUGCCCCAUACCGCGCACUACAUGGAGCAUAACAAGAGCGCCUUUCAGCAGGAUUUCAGCCUGUCACCUCAAAUUGGACAAGAAGCAGGAGAGGGCGAGGAUGAGGAAAUGGAGGAAGAGGAAGCUUUAGAAAAUGAGAAAAAACAGCACUUAAAAGAAAUAGUGAGCGAAGGAGAAGAAGCAGUGCCCUCCUCCCAGAGUCCCCUACGCUGCUGUAAAUGGCGAGCCUCUGAGAGCUCUACUGCAGAGCUAUGGCCACUCAUCAGCAGCCUAUGGAGCUCCAAAGAGAACUCCAUCGGGGCCGACGCUCUUCUCGAACCCGCUUCACAGAGCAACAACUUGAGACCCUUCAGGAAUGCAAGACAGAGAGCCCGCAAGAAUCAAGACAGGGGUAAUGACGAAAACUUUGGAGGGGAGAUUAAGAGCCACUUUGACAACAUCCGCACACAGAGUAAUGGCAUCAGUACAAACAAUGAUGAAGAGGAGACUAGAGGUGGCAAAGACAUGGACGAGGAACACAGGCGAGACAAGCGGCAGAGAACAACCAUCACCCCAGAACAAUUGGAGGUGUUGUACCAGCGCUACAGCAUGGACUCAAACCCCACCAGAGGAGUCCUGGAAAGCAUUGCUCGAGAUGUGGGCCUUACAAGACGUGUUGUUCAGGUCUGGUUCCAGAAUACAAGAGCCAGAGAAAGGAAAGGACAGUUCCGGUCAAUGGGUCCAGGAUCCACCUUCAAUUUGGGUUUAAACCACUUACGCUGCCCGUUUUGUAGAGCCCUCUUCAAAGUAAAGAGCGCCUUAGAUGCCCAUAUGCGAUCUCGACACUGGGCUGAAGUGGAAAGAGCAGGCUUUAACAUGUCAAUAAGCAAUGGAUCCAACGGACAAAUGGGUACAUCCUCAGUCAUUGAAAGACCUGGCCCAUCGAUCUCCUCCAGCCAUCUCACACACCUCGGUUAUCAAGUGAACAAAGAGACAAAUGCCAGAGCCGCAAUGUCAUCCAUGUCCAUAACAACAGAUCUCAACAACCCAGAUGAGGAUGACGACUAUGAGGAAGAAGAGGAUGAGUACACGUGUGAGGAGAGCUCCAGUAUGGCCGACCUGGCAUCUUCCAGUCCGGAGGGAUCUGGGGGGCCGAGUUCUGAUUGGGGUGAGACACCAAAUUUGCAGCAGAACUACCAACAUUCACAACAGCAGCGCCAAAGGACGCAGAUGAGCCACUUUCAGAUUCUCCAGCUUCGAGACUUCUACAGGACCCAUCGAACACCCAACCGACAGAAGUGCGAGGCGCUUGGUCAGGAACUUGGACUGCCCCACCGGGUUGUGCAGGUGUGGUUCCAGAACGCGCGGGCAAAAGAGAAGAGAGCCCGCAGCAUGAGUUCGGACUCUGUGGAGCGAGAGGCAGAUCUCAGCGCGGGGGCCGGGGAGCGGGAUCGAGCCUGA